Molecule: messenger RNA, 1059 nt
Organism: Alternaria triticimaculans
Lineage: Eukaryota; Fungi; Ascomycota; Dothideomycetes; Pleosporales; Pleosporaceae
Exons: 7
Coding region: 1-1059 (352 amino acids)
Biological process (GO): glycolytic process; gluconeogenesis
Cellular component (GO): cytosol
Molecular function (GO): zinc ion binding; fructose-bisphosphate aldolase activity
Source: RefSeq, a predicted model, not a curated record
AUGGCUUCCAAGGUUCUCAACGGCAAGACCGGUGUCAUCUACGGUGAGGAUGUCUACAACCUCUUCAAGCACGCCCAGGCCGAGGGCUACGCCAUCCCCGCCAUCAACGUCACCUCCUCCUCAACUGUCGUCGCUUCUCUCGAGGCCGCCCGCGACUCCAAGUCCCCCAUCAUCCUGCAGAUGAGCCAGGGUGGUGCCGCAUACUUCGCCGGAAAGGGCGUCGACAACAAGGACCAGAGCGCUUCCAUCCAGGGAGCCGUCGCUGGUGCCCACUACAUCCGCGCCAUUGCGCCCGCAUACGGCAUCCCAGUCGUUCUUCACACCGACCACUGCGCCAAGAAGCUUCUGCCAUGGUUGGACGGCAUGCUCGAUGAGGAUGAGAAGUUCUUCAAGGCCAAUGGCGUCCCUCUUUUCAGCUCCCACAUGAUUGAUCUCUCGGAAGAGAGCAAGGAGGAGAACAUCGCGACCACCAAGAAGUACUUGGAACGUGCUGCUCCCAUGAAGCAAUUCCUCGAGAUGGAAAUCGGUAUCACUGGUGGUGAGGAGGACGGUGUCAACAACGAGGACGUCGACAACAACAGCUUGUACACCCAGCCAGAGGACAUCUACGACAUUUACAAGACACUGUCGGAAGUCUCCAAAUACUUUUCCAUUGCUGCCGGCUUCGGCAACGUCCACGGUGUCUACUCCCCAGGAAACGUCAAGCUCCGCCCUGAGCUACUCCAGAAGCACCAGCAGUUCGUCAAGGAGAAGACCAAUGCCAAGGAUGACAAGCCCGUCUUCCUCGUUUUCCACGGUGGCAGUGGCAGCUCUGUCGACGACUUCCGUCAGGCUAUCUCAUACGGUGUCGUCAAGGUCAACCUCGACACAGAUAUGCAAUGGGCUUAUCUCUCCGGUGUCCGCGACUACGUCCUGAACAAGAAGGACUACCUGAUGUCGCAGGUUGGCAACCCAGAGGGAAGCGGCAAGCCGAAUAAGAAAGUAAGGGCUGGAGAAGUGACCAUGAGCCAGCGCUUGAAGACUGCUCUCGACGAUUUCUACACCGCCGGCAAGGCCUAA